Molecule: messenger RNA, 309 nt
Organism: Ilex paraguariensis (yerba mate)
Lineage: Eukaryota; Viridiplantae; Streptophyta; Magnoliopsida; Aquifoliales; Aquifoliaceae
Source: the annotation of a GenBank genome assembly
AUGCAAACAUAUCUGAUCCCGCUUCAGUUCCCCGUUCUGUAUCAUCACGGGGACCCUUUGGCUGAACCAAAUGCCAUUGUGGGAAAUUAUCAUCGCUUACAAGGGCUGGCGGAGGAGUUAGACAAUGAAAUUUCCAUGCUCAUCCACAACCUGAAGUGGCAUGCCAAGUCUUGUGUGAAGCUUAUGAGAGAAAACAAGUCCUUAUCGGAUGAGCUAAAGCUGACAUGUGGGACUGAUAUGAUAUCCACCCUUGAAGCUCAAAAUCCUCAUCGGGUUGAUCAAUCCUUACAUGGUGAAAAGCAACAGUGA